UCGGCUACGGCAAUCUGUGCCGUAAACUCCGUUCUGGUAUGUGUUUGGAGGCGGACAUGGAGGCCACUGCGGCUGAGACAAUUUCCCAUCUCACUUGCUCCAACUUUCCCUCGUGUUUGUGUGCCAGUCACCCGUUUCGUCGUAACCACAUCACGCUCGUUCCAAUGCCAUCAUGACGCCGCGCCAAUUGCGCGUUGUCGCUGUUUUCUGCGCCAUCGCGGCGUUCUGCCUGCUGCUGCGCAACUUUGCUGUGGAUCGCGAGUCCUGGACGUCGCGUAAUGGUGCGCCGGUGCGAUCAGGGGGUAGCGUGGUGCAGCCGGCAUUCGAGUUCGUCCCAGAGGACCCAAUCUUUGAUCGGCCAGAAAAGAUUGCCGAGGGCCCAGCACCACAAGAGAAUGUGGAACAAGCCUUGGAGACGCCUGUAUCUCCGGUCCCAGCGGAGACGUCAAUUACAGAGCCGGAUACCCCCCAGGAAGCAUCACCAAAUCCCAACAAUCCAGGGACUGAGGAUGCGGAACCAGACGAGGCACCUCAACCACCCUUGAGGCCGGAAGAGUCCCCAACUCCUCGGCCAGACACCAAAGUGUCAUUUGCUGUCCCCGACGACUUUGACUGGUCGCGGUUCGCGUACGUUCAGUAUGUCACGGACCCAGCGUACCUCUGCAACUCACUCCUCAUCUUUGAGUCUUUGGCUCGCCUGGGGUCCAAACCAGCCCGCCUCAUGCUGUACCCGACGCAUAUGCUGCCUUCUCCCGAUGCUCCCUCAGCAGAGAACUUGGACGGCAAGCUCCUCAUCAAGGCGAGGGAAGAGUACAACGUGACGCUGAAACCCAUCAUGAUCCAGCACAAAGAUGGCGAAGACGAGACAUGGGCCGACUCGUUCACGAAGCUGCUUGCCUUCAACCAGACGCAGUACGACAGGGUGCUGACACUGGACUCGGAUGGCACCAUCCUGCAGCCGCCGGACGACCUCUUCUUCAUGCCGCAUGGACCUCUGGCUCUGCCGCGGGCGUACUGGUUGUUGUCUGCGGAUCCGCCAGAACACACACUCGCUUCCCAUGUGAUGCUCAUUGAGCCUUCCAUGUAUGAGUUUGACAGGAUCCACGAGCAAAUACAUCUCGCAGGAGAGAGGGAAUACGACAUGGAGAUCAUGAACAAGCUCUACGAGAACUCGGCCAUGGUCCUCCCGCAUAGGGACUAUGCCAUGCUCACCGCUGAGUUUCGCAACGAGAACCAUCGGGAUUACCUGGGCAGCGACGAAGCAUGGGAUCCCGUUGCGGCUCGGGACGCGGCCAAGUAUGUCCAUUUCUCGGACUGGCCGGUGCCUAAACCAUGGGUGCGAGUGGAUGAUGAGGUUCAGGCAUUGCGGGAGGAGUACCAGCCAACGUGCGUGUCAGUGGACGGGCGUGAGGAUUGCGCGGCGCGCAAGAUCUGGAACGAGUUGUACGAUGACUUUGCCAAGCGAAAAGAGGUUUGCCGCACUUUCGAAGAUGUGUUGAGAAGGUCAUGCUAACAAUCCUGGUAGGCGAUAUGCCGACUUGUUUGAGAGGACAUGGAGAUCUGCGUACUGAGUGAGCUUGCCUUGCCUUACCGCUUUGAGUUCGACGCCGACUUGAUGCUAAAGAUUUGCGAAAAGGGGUCCAAGACGCAUCGCAUCGUCUAGCGCGAGAUCUGCGAAAUUUAAUGCCAUGAUGAUUGACACAAGAACUGAGGCGAUUGCGUUGCAAGCUUGCAACCCGCCAAGGCCAGCUGAAGAGUUAAAGGGCGCCUCGAGGUGUAAUCCAGUGUACUUACUCCGUGAUGCAGUUUCACCCUCGUAUUAUACACGUGCUAGCCUCAACUGCUAGGGACUGGAGAACUGAGAGCUAAGGUCAGGUACAUAACGCUAGAGGCCAGAGCUACCGUCAGGCCUAGACCCUUUCCACCUAACCUACAGG
Messenger RNA from Emericellopsis atlantica, 1937 nucleotides. Its product is annotated as nucleotide-diphospho-sugar transferase. The record is from RefSeq and is a predicted model, not a curated record. The transcript has a single exon. Gene Ontology annotation, molecular function: glycosyltransferase activity. Bases 173 to 1513 code for a protein of 446 amino acids. NCBI's taxonomy places the organism in Eukaryota, Fungi, Ascomycota, Sordariomycetes, Hypocreales, Bionectriaceae.